AUGCAGAUCAACAGUGGAAAGAUACUAGGAAUACAGUUAGACAUGCGCCAAAGCCCAGAUCCGGAAGAGGUGGCCGCCCUGGGCGCCGAGUGGUCGCACCUGGACCCUGCGCAGUUCGGCGUCACGUGGGUCGUGAUGCCGGACGGCGACAACAGGCCGCGCGUCGCCAUGCUCACGCCUCCCGACGACACGUCGCGCUUCUUCACUUCCGCCAGCGCCGACGACGUCGGCUUCCACCUCUACACCAGGAAGAACCGCCACUCGUCGCAGCGGCUGGUGCCUGGAGAUAAGAAGCGCCUCAGUCACAGCCCCUUCGACCCGGAGAAGGAGACGAAGUUCAUAGUGCACGGCUGGAUGUCGUCGCUCAACAGCACCACCGUGCAGAACCUCAAGGAUGCGUACCUGAAGGCCGGCGACGUGAACGUGGUGGCGGUGGACUGGGGCAGCCUGGCUUCAUCGACGCUGUACCUGGGGCCCAAGUGGAACACGUGGCAGGUAUCGGAGAGUGUGGCAGACCUGGUACGCUUCCUGGAGGACACAGCAGGUGGGAAACGGGCGCGGAUGCACGUGGUGGGGCACAGCCUGGGCGCGCACGUGGCCGGACAGACGGGACACCGCCUCGCAAAGGACGGCGGCCGCAUCGCCAGGGUCACUGGGCUGGACCCGGCGAUGCCGGGCUUCCUGUGGGUGGAGUCUGAGGAUGGCCGUCUGGACGCGUCGGACGCUGACUUCGUGGAUGUGGUGCACACGUGUGGCGGCGUGCUGGGCUACUCCAGCCGCCUGGGACACGCGGACUUCUUCCCCAACGGUGGCACGCCAUUCCAGCCUGGCUGCGGCGGACUCGUCGAGAUCGCCCAGGCGUGCAGCCACGCUCGCGCCCACGAGUUCUUCGCGGAGUCCAUCACGGCUCCCGGCGACGCCUUCCUGGCCGUGCCCUGCGACUCGUGGGACAGCUACAAGGAGCGCAAGUGCCGCGGCCAGCCUGUGCCCAUGGGCGAGCGCGUCCCCCGCACGUAA
This is a messenger RNA of Schistocerca piceifrons (Central American locust), 1017 nucleotides long. RefSeq names its product pancreatic triacylglycerol lipase-like. The transcript has 6 exons. Lineage: Eukaryota; Metazoa; Arthropoda; Insecta; Orthoptera; Acrididae. Gene Ontology annotation, biological process: lipid metabolic process. Gene Ontology annotation, molecular function: lipase activity. The coding region runs from base 1 to 1017 and encodes 338 amino acids. The record is from RefSeq and is a predicted model, not a curated record.